AUGUCUUUAUUUAACUGGAGUGCUAAUGAUGAAAAAAAGUCGAACAAACGUCCUCAACAGGUUCCAGUUGUCAGUAUAACCGAUGAUCAGCCAUGUAACCCAUACACCGAAGUCCAAGUCUUAUCUGCACACACAGAUAUAGUACAGCACCUGCUAAAAAUAGAUGACAACAGGUGUGUGUCGGCCGCAGAUGAUAAUACUGCUAUAAUAUGGGACAUUCAGACUGGGAAAAAGCUAGCCACGCUGGCUUUCCACAGUCGACCUAUCACUAGUAUGUUAGUAAUUCAAAGUGAGCAUGUGCAGAAUGAAUACCUGACUGAAAAAGUACUACUCACUGGAUCAUCAGAUAAAACUAUUGCAUUCUGGGAUUUGGAGAAUGGACAACUCUUGCAUACGGUUAAUGAACAUAACAGCACUGUAAAGUGUCUGGUUACUUGGGAAGACUGCCAUAUAUUUUGUUCUGCAGGAAAAGAUCUCUGUGUGUUCAGCCAUCAUGGGAUAUUAAUAACCAAGUUCAGCAGACAAGAUGAAGACGCUGACAUUCAGUGUCUUCUGCCGAUAAAAAAUAAUCGUGUUGUGGUGGCCUUCCAGAGUGUAUUGGCCGUAUAUAAGCUGAUACUAUCAGAUGAAGAGGAAGUACUUAGAGUUGAACACUGGAAAACAUUACCGUCGUCACUGCAACACAGAGAAGCUAUCAGGUGCCUAAUUAAAAUAUCAGAUGUAUCAUUUGCAAGUGGUUCUCUAGAUGGUACUAUCAUGGUAUGGACUAGUCAUGGUCUGAACCCAUCAAGAGAAUUUAACUUUAUUAAAAAAUACAAAGGUGAUCACCAUGCUUAUCCAUUCAGUGUACAACAUAUGGUUGCAAUUGAGGAGAGAUAUAUUCUAGCAGCAAUUGGAUCUGGUUUCUGUCUAUAUGAUGUCAUCAAAGAAACCUGUUUAGCUCAAAGUAUAAAUUCACAUUAUUCAAAGAUUCUUCAUAUUAAUUUUGUUUACAAUGGAAUGUUUGUUGCAACAUGUUCUCUAGACGGUACCAUUAGACUGUGGGGUAGUCGGCCUAUCAAUGAUGAGGUGACAGGGAACAGUAAAAGUGUUCUGUCUAAGUUUAUGGGUUCAAGUGCUCCAAACAGCCAUGAUGGGAGAUCUCGAAGAAGAAGUGGCGAUGUAUCUGUAUUUCAUCCGGUUCUACUUGGUGAAUGUUAUGGUCAUUCUGGCGCUGUGAACGCAUUUGUAGAUUUCGGUUAUGACGGUUUAGUGUCAUGUGGCACUGAUCAACUAUUACUGCUAUGGAAGGAUGGUGAAAUACAGUCAAGUAAAAGGAAUGACAUAAUCCGACAAAUGUUGAGAUGGAAUGUAAUGCAAUAACAUAUAAAGUUACUGCAUGGAAACUAUGUGAUUCAGUGUAUAGCUGGUAUAUUGCCAUAAAGAAUGGGAACUAUUUGAUGCAGUGUAUAUCUGGUCUAUUG
Messenger RNA from Saccoglossus kowalevskii, 1463 nucleotides. RefSeq names its product WD repeat-containing protein 41-like. The record is from RefSeq and is a predicted model, not a curated record. Gene Ontology annotation, cellular component: lysosomal membrane. Gene Ontology annotation, biological process: regulation of autophagy. Gene Ontology annotation, molecular function: protein binding. NCBI's taxonomy places the organism in Eukaryota, Metazoa, Hemichordata, Enteropneusta, Harrimaniidae.